This is a messenger RNA of Yarrowia lipolytica CLIB122, 783 nucleotides long. RefSeq lists its product as uncharacterized. Lineage: Eukaryota; Fungi; Ascomycota; Dipodascomycetes; Dipodascales. Gene Ontology annotation, biological process: regulation of transcription by RNA polymerase III. The record is from RefSeq and is a predicted model, not a curated record. Gene Ontology annotation, cellular component: UTP-C complex; protein kinase CK2 complex; cytoplasm. Gene Ontology annotation, molecular function: protein kinase regulator activity.
AUGGAGGACAAACUACUCGAAUACAACAUGACAGACCCUUCUUCCGAGAGCGAGGAGGUCGAGACCUGGAUCUCGCAUUACUGUUCGUCGACCGGCCACGAUUACUUUGUGGAGGUGUUUGAGGAUUUCAUCGAAGAUGACUUCAACCUGACCGGCCUCAUGUUCCUAGUGCCCUACUACAAGGAGGCGUUGGAGAUGAUUCUGGAUCUCGAGCCCGAAGACCCGCUCAAGGUGCCAUCCAUCCCAAUGUUUGAACACUCGGCCGAACUGCUCUAUGGCCUCAUACACGCUCGAUUCCUACUCACCAAGACGGGACUGCAGAUUAUGGCCAAAAAAUAUGACGAGGCCCAGUUUGGCACUUGCCCACGAUACUACUGCGACGGAACACGCCUGUUGCCCACAGGCCGACACGACCUGCCCGGAUACGAGUCUGUGCGGCUCUACUGCCCGUGCUGCUGUGACGUCUACGUGCCGCCCAACUCUCGAUACCUCAACGUCGACGGAGCCUUUUUCGGCACCUCCUUCGUGGGACUCUUCCUCAAGAUGUUCCCCGAGGUCGAGCGCAACUGCAUUCCCCUGCGUAAAAACAUAUACGAGCUCAAGCUCUUUGGCUUCCGCAUCAACGAGAUGAGCUACAGCGGCCCGAGGAUGAAGUGGCUGCGACAGUACCCAGAGGACCCCAGUGUUCUGGAUGAAGAGGACAAACUACCCCCACCACGAACCGACGAAAAGGAUGAUGAUGGAGAUGUAAAGCUGGAGACGGACCAGGAGAACCGGGCAUGA